AAAUUCUUAGCUUAAGAACAACGCAGCCAGCACCGUCUGAGGUAAAAGCUUGCAGCUUUUUUCACCGGGAAAGUCCAAGUCCGCUAAUGGCUCACAACAAACGUAACUUAUCUGGUAGCUUCAAUCCCAUUGCCGUCGUGGGUCCCGCUGCCCGCUGUCUCUUCCAACUUGUUCUAACCUACAAACGCCCUCAUCCUCCUCCUCCUUUUCCUGGAAGCUGUGAUUUGUUAGGGGUUCUGCUGCCUGUUUGGCAACCGUUAUGCUCGAGAGGAGGACCCCAUGUUGAUUGUCCGUCUAGAAGGUCCCGCAUCAGGUGGUUUUGUCUCCUUUUCGCAGUGAUCAAUGCGUGGGGGAGAUGUCAGAGGUGUAUUAAUUGAGAUCUGCAUUCUGGGUAGUUCUUAUUUGGUUGAGAGUCUUUCAUGUGACUCUAAAGUUCUUGACUUUUUUGGUUUUGGAAUCUGCUUCUGUAACCCAUGUGUGCUUCAGCUCUGAAUUGGAAUUUGAGGAAUUGGUUGUUCUGAUUUCAUUUUUCUGAUUCUGGGUUUCCUGGUGUUCGUUCGUUCGGAGCUUCUCAUAGUCUCAUGUGAGCUGAAAGUUUGUGAAUUUCCUGGCUGUGGGUUAUUUUUCCAUAUGUGUUGGAUGGUUAAUCUUCCUUUCAACAGUAUGCUUAUGAUUUGAAUGAGAAUAUGGUGAAUUCAAUAAUUCUUGCAACAUUUUCCUGCUCUUGCUAAGUUUGGUUACGGUUUCCCUUUUAUUAUUUAUAUGGCUGGAUGGUUUUGCUUCCUUUGAUUUUUGCUCUCAUGUGCUUAAGAUGUGUUGUUUUCACUGCUUUGUUCUGAUUCUGCUGUUUGCUGUUGUCUGGAAUCUCACUGAUUUGUUCUAAUCAAUGAAAAUUAUGUGCUGCUUUGUUUUCUGGUAUGUGCUGUUGUUUUCGCUGCUUUGUUCUGAUUCUGUUGUUUGCUUUUAUUUUUGUUGUUAAUCCUACUUUCUUCUGUUGAUUACUCCUCGAGAUGGUCCAGUGUAUUGUCUAAUUGUUUACAGUUAAUAGCUUUUGAGGACUAUGUUUUGGCUGCUGAUUUAAAUAAAAUUCUUUAACCAUC
Rubroshorea leprosula is the source of this 1100-nucleotide messenger RNA. Lineage: Eukaryota; Viridiplantae; Streptophyta; Magnoliopsida; Malvales; Dipterocarpaceae. The record is from the annotation of a GenBank genome assembly.